AUGUCUAAGCAUAAAUUGCCUAAGCAGAAAAUGUCUAAGCAGCAGGAAACAGAUUGUAAUAUGGGGGCAAUCGUUAAAUUCAUUCCAGAUUAUAAUCUUGAUGAACUCUGGGGGAUAAUCAUUUUUUCGGAAGUUUCACUAAAGGGAAAUCCACAAAAGCAAACAAAAAUUGAUGGAACAUUUACAACGCCUAUUGGAUUUGAAGGAUUAAAAACUAUAGAUGGGGAAUAUAUUUACACGAUAGAACUUUUUAAUGGAGAUAAAAAGGUUUAUGAUUUAACCGAACCGAUAUUUAAUGGAGCUGCAAUACACGGAAAUGAAUCUAAAAUAGCAAAUCUGACUAUUUGUGGACAAAAUUCAAUAAUUGGCAAAACAGUGGUUAUCAAAAGAGAUGAAGAAGAAAUAGCCACAGCGAACAUUGCAGGUUUAGGAACAUUUAAUGAAAUUUAA
Messenger RNA from Racocetra fulgida, 450 nucleotides. The record is from the annotation of a GenBank genome assembly. NCBI's taxonomy places the organism in Eukaryota, Fungi, Glomeromycota, Glomeromycetes, Diversisporales, Gigasporaceae.